Laetiporus sulphureus 93-53 is the source of this 558-nucleotide messenger RNA. RefSeq lists its product as uncharacterized. The coding region runs from base 1 to 558 and encodes 185 amino acids. The record is from RefSeq and is a predicted model, not a curated record. Lineage: Eukaryota; Fungi; Basidiomycota; Agaricomycetes; Polyporales; Laetiporaceae. The transcript is spliced from 4 exons.
AUGUAUUCUUGUCGCAUUGCGGACGCAAAAAAUGCGAACAACGCAUACCCGCGGUUCGAUAAACAGGAGACAAGAGUCGGCACGGAAUCCAGGAAUCAGGACCGGACGUCCCCACCCACUCUCCGCACCCGCCUCACCCCGCGAUUCCACCGAACGUCGAUGCGGAAUAUUGGACUUCUGGCGGCCCACUUCCCACACGGCGGCAUUGAGCACCAGAUAGGAAGGGACGAUCGCGGGACUGGUCAUCACCGCCUCAGGCGCCGCGACAAACCGGUCGACUCGGGUAACAAUACGGCCACACCAGGCAGGCUCCACGCGCAACACCGCGGAACAUCUGGACUGAGCGAGACACCGUACAAGGUCUCCGUCGCUGUCAACACCCAUAAUACGAGCGACCGGCAAGUGCCUGGCGCGUCUGCGAGAGACGCGAACGAUAAGCCUUAUGAGGCAAGAAUAUCUACCAGACGGGGUCACAAGCGCGACGCAUUGCACAUGGAGCAGGAUCACAGGGCGCCGGAAGAUGACCAAGAACAUACCGCUAGUGCCUCGGACAGAUAG